UGCUCUGAAUGGAAGUGGAAUUCCGCAUCCAAAUUUCCAUGGAACUUACCGAAAUCGAUCCAAGAAUGGGUUAGUGGAUUAGAAGUCUUUCUUCGAGGAGAUAUAAAGGAGAAGACUCUUGCCUUCUCCGUUUAUGAUCUAAACGAAGAUGGUUUAAUUUCAAGGGAUGAAAUCAAUAAAUUAAUAAACCUGAGCUUGUCUUGCGAGACAAACAAUGAAGACAUCGACGACAUAAUUCGAGAUCUUGUUGAUUAUUCCUUUAAGCGAUUAGAUGUUAAUCACGAUGGGAGAAUAGAUUACGAGGAUUUUCUUAAAGUUGUAAAAGUGGACCUCCAAUUAAAAUGUAUUUACAUACUACUUGGUUUAAAGAAGUAG
Rodentolepis nana is the source of this 375-nucleotide messenger RNA. The record is from the annotation of a GenBank genome assembly. NCBI's taxonomy places the organism in Eukaryota, Metazoa, Platyhelminthes, Cestoda, Cyclophyllidea, Hymenolepididae.